This is a messenger RNA of Fusarium sp. VM40, 741 nucleotides long. Lineage: Eukaryota; Fungi; Ascomycota; Sordariomycetes; Hypocreales; Nectriaceae. The record is from the annotation of a GenBank genome assembly.
AUGUUAACAUCGACAAGGUCAGCUGUCUUCAGUACUGCCAUAUUCAGUGGCUCAGGCACCCUGCUCUGCAUUGCUAUUUUCUGGCUUCAGAAGUUCGAAAACGGCUUCCGAACUUCACCUUCGAGUCUCUCAACCGCCCUCUUUACCAACAUGAUCUUGCCAGUCGACUUGCAAUCAGCUCAGAUUCACAAUAAUGAUGAGGCCCCUGCAACCUCUGCCGAAACUUCUGAACCAGCACGCUAUCAAGUCUUUCACAUUGAACAUUCCCCUGGCUCUCAUAAACUCUUUAUCCCAACCAACCCCCCUCGACCAUUAGGCUAUGUCUACCAUGUAACACACAUGCCGUUCACAGAGAAUCCACAGCCAACGUUGCCUCUUGUAUGCGAUAUCCUCAGUUCUCCACACAACAUAGGCGACGUUCACGAUACUCAGUUCGUUGGCUCAAUCGCAUCGCAGGAGCUGGAUCAUGCACGUGCUAUGAUCAAGGAUUAUCCAAGGCCAUUCAAUCCUGAAGUGUCUACUCCCCAUGCAGGUGAAUCAAGUGGCUGUGAGCUAUGGGUUCGCGCUGUCAUCAAUAUGCUUCUCGAGGAUGGCAUUCUCGAGCCACCUCCGCCUGAGCCCACCAAUCGUGGUCACCGACUACCCAGGCACCACCACACCGCUCACUGUAUUCACCAGCGACUUCACUCCCAUCAUCCCUACCGGCGACGAAACCGUCAGUCAGUGAGGCGGAAUCCUUGA